UGGGAGAGCUCUGGCGCUCUACAGGCUGCCUGCUGCUGCCAGAGCUCCUUUCAUUUUCACUUUCCUGGGUGUUGGGAGAUGUGCAGGUCUACCAGCCCGUACGUCGCCAAGGCUCCGGGUGCGUGUCUGCAGCAGCCUCCAGAAGGAGCCCCACCUGCCCAGGCGGCAGCGCAGAGCCCGGGAACCACAGCGGGGGAAACCUGGGGCUGGCAGCUGGAAACUGCUCCGUGCUGCUGUGGGUGCUGGGAACGAGCUGCUGCUGACCCCCCAUCUCCAUCACAGAUGCCCCGGGAGCCGAGGCAGCGCCGUGCCCCGCUGAUCCCCGAGGCCCGCGGCGGGCGGGCGCAGCGCGCUGUGUGCGUGCUGCUGGCGCUGUGCGCCGCGGCUCUGCUCCUCGCCGGGGAGUCCCUCGUGCCCACCGCCCGCAGCCUCAUCUUCCACUUCGCCACCCUGCAGAUCGGGGCGCUGCUCAAGGGCAUCUGCUACCUGGCCGAGGAGAUCUUCCACCUCCACUCCAGGCACCAUGGCAGCUUCUGGAAAGCCCUGAGCAGCUGCUUCCCCCCGCGCUGGCACGGGCCCAUGCUGCUCAUCUGUGGCUCAGCCUACGUGGCUCUCCUCGGUGAUGGGCAGCCACUCUGCCUCCACCUCAUCUUGGCCAGUCUGUGCCAGCUCCUCGUCCUUGCCCUGGGGCUCCACAAGCCCUCAGCAGUGGAGAUGUCUGAGAUGUCCGAGAGGUCCAAGCAGAACGUCGCUCAUGGGCUUGCCUGGUCCUAUUACGUUGGGUACCUAAAAAUAAUCCUGCCACGGAUGAAAAAGUCCAUGGAGGAAUUCUGCAGAGCCAAUCCCAACCUCCUGGCAUGCAGGAAGACCUGGAAGCUCCACAUCUUGAUCCCUCUGAGCUGUGAUGUCUAUGAUGACCUGGAGAAAGCUGACAGCAAUAUCCAGUAUGUGACAGACCUCACUGAAACCACCCUAGCCCGAGCUGGCACCAAAAAGAGGGUGUACAAACACAGCCUCUAUGCAAUCAGGGAUGAAGAAAACCAGCUCUGGUACUGUGCUGUGGAAUAUGCCACCCCGCUGCAGUCCCUCUAUGCCAUGUCCCAGGAUGAGUGUGCUGCCUUCAGCCGGGAGGAGCGCCUGGAGCAGGCCAAGCUUUUCUACAGGACCUUGGAGGAGAUCCUGAAAGGCUCCAAGGAGUGUGCAGAUGCCUAUCGGCUCAUUGCCUAUGAGGAGCCAGAAGAAGCAGAGACCUGCUUCUUGUCCAGAGAGAUCAUGUGGCACUUGCAGCAGGAGCAUCGCGAGGAGAUCACCAUGCUUGAGGGGAACCACCUGCACACCCCGUCCAUGGCCCUGGACUCAGCAGAGCUCAACCUCCAGAUCAGCGUGUCAGACCUGCCACAGCCACUGCGCACUGACGGCUUCUAGCACAGCCCCCACCGCCCCUCGGGGCUCCAGUCACCCUUCCCCAACCCCCUUCCUCUUUGGAGCACAUGCCGUCCAUGGCAGCAACCCCCAGCUCCCAGACAAACCUCCUGUGUACCAAAGUUACUGGAGCAGCUGACUCAGCCCACAGCCUUGUGACACGCUUCCCAUUUUUUUUCUUAUGUACAAGCUCAUAUAUUCUUCUGUGGGUUUAUUGGUUUUUUAUCUGCUUUGAUUUGUGUCAUAUAAAGCACUUUCCUCUGGGACCAGC
Corvus hawaiiensis (hawaiian crow) is the source of this 1693-nucleotide messenger RNA. It is a transcript of the gene STING1, whose product is annotated as stimulator of interferon response cGAMP interactor 1. The record is from RefSeq and is a predicted model, not a curated record. Gene Ontology annotation, biological process: autophagosome assembly; defense response to virus; activation of innate immune response. Gene Ontology annotation, cellular component: autophagosome; endoplasmic reticulum membrane. Gene Ontology annotation, molecular function: 2',3'-cyclic GMP-AMP binding; cyclic-di-GMP binding. Lineage: Eukaryota; Metazoa; Chordata; Aves; Passeriformes; Corvidae. The transcript has 7 exons. The coding region runs from base 79 to 1425 and encodes 448 amino acids.